AAACAAGAAUCUACGUGUAAUCUCGAAAGAAGAAACAAAUGAGACACUGGUCUUGUCAGCUGAUUCUAGGAAAUCAGUGAGAUCUUUUCUGGAGGCACCCUGGUACUUGCCACGGUCCGAUGGACUGGCGUAAUGAGGACUCCGAUUAUUCAAGCGUUGAAAAUUUUAUGUGGGAGGACAAGACCACGUUGGCCAAAUCCAGAAGCGAUCAAAGCAUUCCUGGAGGCUGCAACGUCUGCAGCCAAGGAGUGCAAGUUACUUUGGGAGGAUGCAGAGAAUCCAGAAGUUUUACAUCCGCUUUCGAUCGAUUAGAAUUGGGUACUGGUGCAGAAUCGAAGGAGAACAUGUUACCGUUGACUGAGACUCAGGAUGCUCAGACAUGUCCUUGUGCAGGAUGUUUGGAACGUCACGCGCCUGUCACAGGAUUCAGAACUCGAGAGAUAUCCUCAUUGCGCCUUGUCAUUCAAGGACCUGAAAUACUAAACUAUCAAGGUAUCAGGCAAGCUCCCGAAGAUGUGGCUCCUUAUUGGAAAAAGGAUUCGCGUAUGUGGCUUUGGAAAUCUGUUAGACUUGCUCGUAGAAAACGAAUAAAACAAAAAUCUCCAGCAAUUCUUCGAUCGUGGAGUCAUGACCAGGAAUCAAUCAAAUAAUAAUUUUGAUAUUAUCCUUUUUUUGUAGUUUUAUGCAAAUUAAUUUUCUGCGAACUCUUAAAAUUGCCAUAAAUUUAUUUGU
Cephus cinctus (wheat stem sawfly) is the source of this 732-nucleotide messenger RNA. RefSeq lists its product as uncharacterized. Lineage: Eukaryota; Metazoa; Arthropoda; Insecta; Hymenoptera; Cephidae. The coding region runs from base 120 to 650 and encodes 176 amino acids. The record is from RefSeq and is a predicted model, not a curated record. The transcript has 4 exons.